CUGCAUUGUUAUCACAUAAUGAUGAGAGUUUUGUUACUUCUCCUGUUUUUCUCUCUGUUCCUUGGCGGCUUAAAGGGACAAUCUUCAGAAUCUACAACAACAGAACAAACAUCUACAGGAUCUACAGGAUCUACGGGAUCAGAUUCCACAAUAAUUCCAACAGAAACGAAUACAAUUCCACCAGAGAGUGAGGGUACACCAGACCCACCAAGUUCUUCGUCAGCACCAGCUUCAUCAACCACAACAACAACAACUACUACAACUACAACUACAACAACAACAACAACAAUCACAACAGCCACAACAUCGUUGUCAACAACAACUACGCGUAGAACUACAACAACAGGUCUGAGCCCCCAACAAUGCUGUUCUCUGGCACAAUUAGGAGAGAUUAUCAAAAUCUUGAUAGAGCUGCUAAAGUUAGAGGGUGUCAUACCUACCACUUCAACUACAACAACAACAACAACAACCUCAAAACCGUACCCAAUAGUACCAGCAGGACCUUUAGAAGGUAAACCUGAAACUUCAAGUAACAGUUCUGGAACUGAUAGCAAUGAUUUACAGCCAUCAAGCAAUGGCGUUCCACCCCUCUCGGCUAACAAUCUUCAAGCAUUAUUGGGGAACGGUGUGCCUUCAAUGGGGAACAACAUUCAACAGUUAAACGGUGGGUCACCAGGGAACAGUGUUCCUCAAUCCGUGAUCAACUUCCUUCAGACCUACACUGCAAAGGACCAGACCUUCCAAGUGUAUGCUGUAAACUCUGACAAGAAACCGGUUUUUCAAACAGCUGAUAAAGGCGGUCCACCUAUUGUGCCCAACAUCGGGGGAUCCAGACCAGGCCGAACUAAGCGGGAAAAACUGAACAAUCAAUCAAUUUCAGAAAACCAAAGAAGAAAUCUGUCAAUACAAGUCUUAGAACAAUUCAAAAAUUCAGGUUUACUUUUAAAGAAUAGGGAAGGAAAACCAGGUGUUCAAGUGAUACAAAAAAGAAAUGGAAAAUAUAGGUUUAAGAUAAAAGGCCGGAAAGUUGAUCUGAGUCCAAAAUUUUUAACUAAAAUGUUAGAGGAUUACAGAACCAGUCAAUUGUCGAGGAAGAGAAAUGAGUUUAAGAAGAUCUAUCGCUGCAGGAUCUUUGGAACAUGCUCACGGGAAUUUGAAAAGAAAAAGUCAAAGGAACAAAAAAAUAAGAAGAAAAACAAAAACAGAAAUAAGAACAAAAAGAACAAGGGAAGGAAAAUGAUUGAAAAUAAAAACAGAAAAAAUCUUGAAACCAACAAAAUUAAUGAAAAAUUGACACAGGAAUUAUUCACAUCUUCAAUGCUGAAACGAGGUGGGAUCUGAAGUUGUAUAUUACAAUCUAUUGUACAAAAUAAUUUCUUAAUUCUUAAUUACAACAAACUUAUCUUAUUCUAUAAUAAUAAAUAUUGAAUAUACA
Eurytemora carolleeae is the source of this 1435-nucleotide messenger RNA. Its product is annotated as putative mediator of RNA polymerase II transcription subunit 24. The transcript is spliced from 13 exons. The record is from RefSeq and is a predicted model, not a curated record. The coding region runs from base 19 to 1341 and encodes 440 amino acids. NCBI's taxonomy places the organism in Eukaryota, Metazoa, Arthropoda, Copepoda, Calanoida, Temoridae.